AUGCUUUUGGGCAUUUAAUAGGAGAAAUAUAAGUCUUUACCAAAAAAAAUUAAGACAGAAAGAGAGAGAGAGAGAAAUUCAAGUCCACAUUUAGACAUAAAUACCGGAAUUAAAGGGGCCCAAAUCCAAACAGUAACUCCUCUCACUCUCUCUCCUUGGUCCUUACUCAUCGCUCUAUAAACCAUCCUUUUAAUCUUCUUCCUUUCCGAACAUUAGCCCACUCUCCAUCUGUUUUCUUCUCCAUUGGGGGGAUUGCAAACGGAGCGAGAGAUGGAUCUCCGGUCUCAUCACUCCGCUGCCAUUGCUGCUGCAACGCUGCUGUUGAUUUGUCUUCUCCACCCCGCAAAGGGCAAUGUUGGGCGGCUGGGCCGCAGCGUCGGUCAUGGCUGCAAUUACUUCGAAGGCAGUUGGGUGUUCGACGACUCUUACCCUAUGUACAACUCAUCACACUGCCCCUUCAUCGAGCACGAGUUCACCUGCCUCAAGAACGGCCGUCCCGAUCAUCUGUACCUCAAUUACAGAUGGAAGCCCACUGCUUGCGACUUGCCCAGGUUCAACGGUGAGGAUUUCUUAAUGAGAUUUAAAGGAAAAAGCAUAAUGUUCGUAGGGGACUCGCUCAGCCGGAACCAGUGGGAGUCACUGACGUGCUUGCUUCAUACUGCUGUCCCACAUGCCAACUACACCCUGCAGAGACAAGACUCCCUCUCUAACUUCACAUUGCCGGAUUAUGGAGUUUCAGUGCUGCUACUUCGUAAUGUGUUUCUGGUAGACGUUGUAAGCGAAAAGAUUGGUCGAGUUCUGAAGCUGGAUUCCAUCGAAGGAGGCGAGGCAUGGCUAGGCAUCGAUAUGUUGGUCUUCAACACAUGGCAUUGGUGGAAUCGCAGAGGCAGCACCCAACCAUGGGACUUCAUUCAAGUGGGGAACAGGAUUUACCGAGACAUAGAUCGUUUGCUUGCUUUCGAGAAAGCACUUAUUACCUGGGCUGGAUGGGUAGACGACAACGUUGAUCCCACAAAGUCUCUAGUCUUCUUUCAGGGGAUUUCUCCAUCACAUUACAACGGUUCUGGGUGGAACGAGCCGAGUGUGAAGAGCUGCCAUGGACAGACGCAACCUGUGAACGGGUCUACGUACCCAGGAGGUUCACCUCCGGCCUUGGACGUGCUGAAGAGUGUGUUGAGGAAGAUGGUGAAGCCUGUGUACCUGCUUGACGUGACGGGUCUUUCGCUUCUGAGGAAGGACGGCCAUCCGUCUAUUUAUGGGUUUUCUGGGCGAGAGGGAAUGGACUGCAGCCACUGGUGUCUGGCCGGCGUUCCAGAUACUUGGAACCAACUCCUCUAUAAUGCUCUUAUACGUUGAAGAGAUCAUAUGAUAUGAAUUAUUAUUGUAUUGAUUAAUUUUAUAUCAAUAAUAGAAAUGGCAAUAAGCUGAAGAAGCACCUUCCUUAGUGUUG
Nelumbo nucifera (sacred lotus) is the source of this 1450-nucleotide messenger RNA. Its product is annotated as protein trichome birefringence-like 41. Gene Ontology annotation, cellular component: Golgi apparatus. The record is from RefSeq and is a predicted model, not a curated record. Gene Ontology annotation, molecular function: O-acetyltransferase activity. Lineage: Eukaryota; Viridiplantae; Streptophyta; Magnoliopsida; Proteales; Nelumbonaceae.